Molecule: messenger RNA, 1999 nt
Organism: Capsicum annuum
Lineage: Eukaryota; Viridiplantae; Streptophyta; Magnoliopsida; Solanales; Solanaceae
Product: serine carboxypeptidase 24
Exons: 7
Coding region: 47-1204 (385 amino acids)
Biological process (GO): brassinosteroid mediated signaling pathway; proteolysis
Molecular function (GO): serine-type carboxypeptidase activity
Source: RefSeq, a predicted model, not a curated record
GUAACAUACAUAUUAUUCAAAGAUAGAGCAACAACUAAUAAGUACAAUGGCAUUGACAUCAUCAUCCCAAACUAAACCAAAUCAUCAUCCAUUUUUCUUGAUCCAAUUUCUACUAUGCAUAACUAUUUUUUCUUUAACCAUUAGUACUAAUGUUGUUGCCCUAACAACAACAAAAGAACAAGAAUUGGAUAAGAUAACAUCACUUCCAGGACAACCUAUGGUUACAUUUUCACAAUUUUCUGGCUAUGUUAAUGUCAAUGAAAGCCAUGGAAGAGCUUUGUUUUAUUGGUUGACAGAAGCUACUAAUCAUCCUCAAAAGAAACCUCUUGUUCUUUGGCUCAAUGGAGGUCCAGGUUGUUCAUCAGUUGCAUAUGGAGCAUCAGAAGAAAUAGGUCCAUUUAGAAUCAAUAAAAAUGGUUCUUCUCUUUAUUUAAACAAAUAUUCUUGGAAUAAAGUGGCAAAUAUACUCUUCUUGGAAUCUCCUGCUGGUGUUGGAUUUUCUUAUACAAAUACAAGCUCUGAUCUUGAAGAUUCUGGAGAUAAAAGAACAGCUCAGGACGCACUAAUAUUCCUCACCAGAUGGAUGUCAAGAUUUCCUCAAUAUAAAUAUAGAGAUUUUUAUAUUGCUGGCGAGAGUUAUGCAGGGCAUUAUGUUCCUCAAUUAGCAGAAGCAAUUUUCAAUUAUAACAAGAAAUUUUCACAUCCUAUCAUAAAUCUCAAAGGAUUUAUAGUUGGAAAUGCAGUUACUGAUAACAAAUAUGAUGGAAUUGGCACCGUGACAUAUUGGUGGAGCCACUCAAUGAUAUCAGACAAAACAUACAAAAAAAUCAUAAAUUUUUGCAAUUUCACAUCUGAAAAAUCCUCAAAAAAAUGUGAUGAAUCAGUGAGUUAUGCAGUGAACCAUGAAUUUGGUCACAUUGAUCAAUAUAGUAUUUAUACACCAUCUUGCAAAAUUAUGCAAAAUGAAACAAAUUUAAAUAAUAAUAAUAAGUAUGUUAGAUUCAAGAACACAAUUAUUCAUAGGAAAUUAUCUGGAUAUGAUCCUUGUACUGAGAAUUAUGCAGAAGAAUAUUAUAAUAGACAUGAUGUACAAAGAGCUAUGCAUGCUAAUGUCACUGGGAUUUCAUACAAAUGGACUGCUUGCAGUCUCUCUACUUCAUCUGACGUAGUGGCAAGGACUGCGCCGGGUGUCUAUCGGAAAUAACAUCUCUACUUCACCUAAGGUAGUGGUAUGGACUGCGUACACUUUACCCUUCCCAGAUCCCAUGUUAUGGGAAUACGCUGGGUAUGUUGUUGUUUUUGUAAGUUUAUGAAUUUUGAAUCAGACCCUUUUUUGCUUAUUUGAUUCUGAAUAGGUUAUUUAUAUGUACUAAAUGAAUUUUUUGAAGUAAAUAUAGGAUCUAGACUAAAGCUAUUAAGUUCUACCGAACCCAUCUAACUUUUAAGUGUAGAUCCGCCCGUUCUUGGCCAGGUUAUUCUUAUGUCCCACAUUGAUUGAGGAAAUGGAAGAGGAUCGGAGUCUUGCAGUAACUAGUAAAGUUACUGACAUGUGAUCGGUAGGUCACGGGUUCAAGCCUUGAAAACAGCCUCUGGCAGAAAUGCAAGGUAAGGUUGCGUACAAUAGAUCCUUAUGGUCGGGCCCUUCCGUGAACAGUCUCUGACAGAAAUGCAAGGUAAGGAUGCGUACAAUAGAUUCUUGUGGUACGGUCCUUCCCCGAACAGCCUCUAACAGAAAUGCAAGGUAAGGUUGCGUACCAUAGAUUCAUGUGGUCGGGCCCUUCUCGAACCCUACACAUAAUGGAAGCUUUAGUGCACCGAAUUGUCUUUUUUAUUGAUUUUAUCCAAUAUUAACCCCCAUAUGUUAAAUGUCCCACAAAUUGUGGUCCGGCUAUUCCUCGAAUUCUGUGCAUAACGGGAGUUUUAGUGAACCGAACUGUCCUUUAGGUCAGGUAUAUUGAUUUCCUUAAGUGGACAUUUUUGACAACUUUAUUUUUCUUUU